UGUAGUUAAAAUCACACCACCCCUGCUCGCCGGUCACAGUAUAAACCGUCUGAUUCGCCGACGAUCACUAAUCAUGGCCGCCAAUUUACCGGAAAUAACUGAUCUCUUCUCCAAACUCGCAUUUCAUCUCCAAACCCUAACCCUAUCGCAUACUUCGUCGCCAGAAGUUUCAAAUUCUAACAUUGAUAUUGUCGAUCUCUCGAUUUCGAAGCUUAAUCAAUCUCUCAAUCUCACUGACGACGAUGCUCAAGUUACGGUUUUAGAUACGGCUCUCGCUCUCAUGUGCUUCAAAGCGCCACAGGUUUUUGAUUGUAUGACUGAGUAUCUAGUCAAGACAAUUAUUAGCGUGUUAUCUUCUUCGAUAAGUUGUAAGGUGUUGCGGUUAGAGAAGGAAGAGAUUUUACAGAUUGGUACUUUAAUUUCCAUGCCGGAUUGUAUAGAAUUUAUUGAAAUUGUUAAUGAUGUCGUUUCCAGAUUAGAAGAACAAGGGAUACCUUCUCAUUUGCUUUCAAGUGCUGUUGCAAGAGUUGCGGUUUCUGCUUCCUGCAGUAGAUAUUUGGUUCCAUCAAUUUAUUUAAUGAAUAGUAAAUCGAUUGAUAGAAAAAGCUCUGCUAUUUCGAAACUUCUCAUCUACUUGCCCAAAGAAUCAUCUCUUGAAAACCAUGAAAUACCAUUGAGGUUGCUAUCGUGGUAUCUUGACCCACUAACCUUAAAGCAUGAUAUUUCAAAUAUAUUGCAAAACACCAUAGAAAGACCUUUUCUUUCUUUAAGCAAGGAAUUUUAUGAGAGGAUGGAGUGGCGCUCCAUCCUUAUAUGCUUGGUGCUUUCUCCAACUAUGUUCAUUCAUGUGAAAGCUCUAUUACACAAUUGGCUUAUGUUGACAUGUAAUGUCUAGACCAACAUGGUGGGGCGUAUCUAUGGAGUUGGGAUCAAAGCUGCCAUUCUCUAAUGCAUAUUUCCCCUACAAAAAUGAUUUGCUGAGG
Molecule: messenger RNA, 983 nt
Organism: Mercurialis annua (annual mercury)
Lineage: Eukaryota; Viridiplantae; Streptophyta; Magnoliopsida; Malpighiales; Euphorbiaceae
Exons: 5
Coding region: 74-895 (273 amino acids)
Source: RefSeq, a predicted model, not a curated record